AUGCUUGGACCCACGGUUGUGACAAGCCUCUUCAUCGUCGGCAGUGCUUUCAAAGAAGCGGCGACUUCCAAAGGACCCUCUGCGCAGCCCAUCACGUCGGCGCCAGGCCAGAGGGGCGUCAUCCCUCACUGGGACUUGCAGUCUUCGUCCCUUGUCGAGAAGGACCUCGCCCGGGUGUCCGAGCCUGGCCAUGAUACUUCGGCAUGGUACCGCAUCGGGACUUCGCGAUGUACAAUCAUGGGGUGCCUGUUGGCUGCCGGCAUCUACAACGACACGGACCUUUGGUACUCUGACAACCUCAGUAAGUUCGACGCGCGCCAGUUCUCGGUGCCAUGGGUCUAUAGAAACGAGUUUUCGCUCGCGGCCAAGGACGGCCAGCACUUUAUGCUAGAAACGCACGGCAUCACGUCGAGGGCGGACAUCUUUCUCAACGGCAAACAGGUCGCCCUUCACAAGUGUCAGGCUGGCUCAUACGGGGGCCACACGUACGACAUUACCAGCCUGGUGGAGGAUGACAACGCCCUCGUCAUCAACGCUCAUCCCGCUGAUUUCAACUACGAUCUCGUCCAGGGCUUUGUCGACUGGAACCCGCCUCCGCCGGACAAUGGCUCAGGUGUUUGGCGGGACAUAGCCGUCAAACAAACCGGUCCUGUGUCCAUGGGCCGUGUGAGUGUGUCGAUAGACAUGGAGCCACCCGUGGAAAAGAGUCCUGCCAAGGUUAUUGUGCGCGCCAUGGCACAGAACUUGGAGGAUCAUGCGGUGCAGCUCAAGGUCAAGUCGACUGUCACGGGCCCUUCUGGCUACGGCGAGUUGUCGAGUUGCCAGGAUGCAGUGGUGAAUUUCGGUCCCGGAGAAUCGCAACCUGUCGAGAUAGCUCAUAUGAUCGACAAGCCGAGGGUAUGGUGGCCGAAGCAAUGGGGCGAGCAACCUUUGUACGAGACUAAAAUGACCUUUAUGGUCGACUCAAAGGUCUCGGACGUGUCCCGUCAAUCAUUCGGAAUCCGAACCGUGACAUCAAAAGUAAACGGCCACAACGACACCAUGUUUACGGUCAACGGCCACCCGUUCCAGGUCAUUGGAGGUGGCUACACUGCCGACCAGUUCUUCCGCUGGGACAGAGAGAGAUUCCUGGCGAUUGCAAAGUACAGCCUCGACAUGGGUCUCAACACCAUCCGAUUGGAGGGCAUGAUGGAGCAUCCCGAGCUGUACGAGACUGCCGACGAGCUGGGAAUCAUGAUCAUUGCCGGUUGGGUCUGCUGCUCCAAGUGGGAAGCGUGGAAGCACAACCACGACCUGCAGCUCGACCCUGUUCCGUAUUGGGUUGAGAAUGAUUAUCAGACGGCAAACGCCAGCAUGAUGCACGAAGCGGCGAUGCUUCAGCCCCAUCCAAGCGUGAUGGCCUUCCUCGUCGGGAGCGACUCCUGGCCCAACGACAGAGCUACACGCAUCUACGUUGAUGCGUUGAGAAAUGCGCAUUGGCAGACCCCAAUCAUUGCGUCGGCAGCCAGGCGGGGGUAUCCGGAGAUCCUUGGACCCAGCGGCAUGAAAAUGGAUGGGCCGUACGACUGGGUCCCUCCCAACUACUGGUUCGAUACGGAACCUUCCAAGGACCGGCUGGGCGCUGCUUUCGGGUUUGGGUCCGAGCUGGGCGCUGGCGUGGGAACCCCUGAGCUGGGGAGCCUGAGGAAGUUUCUCUCCCAGGGCGACAUGAACGAUCUCUGGGCGCGGCCCGACAAGGACUUGUUCCACAUGUCUUCCAACAGGUCGUCGUUCCGGAACCGCAAGAUCUAUAACCAGGCCCUUUUCCAGAGAUACGGUCCUCCGAAAUCGUUGGACGACUACCUGCUCAAGGCUCAGAUGAUGGACUAUGAAGCGACCCGGGCGCAGCACGAGGGCUACUCGUCACGAUGGAACGCCAACCGACCGGCAACGGGCACGAUCUACUGGAUGCUCAACAACGCCUGGCCCGGCCUUCACUGGAACCUAUUUGACAGCUACAUGCACCCGGCAGGAUCAUACUUUGGCACGAAGAUGGGGUGCAGGAUCGAGCACGUCGCGUACGACUACGUCGAUCAGACUGUCUGGCUCAUCAACCACUCCCUGGUCCAACGAGGCAAGCGCAAGAUUGUCGUUGAGCUGAUCGAUCUUGACGGUAAUAUACUGUCUACGCAGAGUUUCCAUGCUCGCACCCAGGCAAACACAGCUGAACGAGCCGGAAAGGUAUCCAAAGUGAGCAAGGUUAGCAAUGUUGGUUUCCUGCGCUUGAUUCUGUUCGACGAGCAAGGCGUCACUGUAAGUCGCAACGUGUACUGGCUUUCCAAUUCUAUCGACGCGCUGAGCUGGAAAAACUCGACUUGGUAUCACACCCCAGUGUCGGAGUUCGCGGACUUGACUGCUCUCAGCAGCAUGAAGACGGCAACUGUCACCCUGCGCCCAUCGUGCUCGAGUUCUGGCUCAGGUGACUCUGCCCAGAAGUCGCAGCUUCUGGAGCUUGAGAAUCAGUCCUCGACCCCCGCCUUCUUCAUUCGCCUCAAUCUAGUCGACGAAGCGGGAGUGGAUGUAAAUCCCGUGCAGUGGUCAGACAACUAUGUCACUCUGUGGCCAAAUGAGAAACUCCAGCUCCUAGUUGGCUACUCCGACAUGGAAGUUGAAGGCGGCAAGGUGACAAUAAGUGGAGGAAACAUAAAACCUUCCGAAAUUUUGCUUGGGGGGUGCAACAAGUGA
Molecule: messenger RNA, 2724 nt
Organism: Hirsutella rhossiliensis
Lineage: Eukaryota; Fungi; Ascomycota; Sordariomycetes; Hypocreales; Ophiocordycipitaceae
Product: glycosyl hydrolases family 2 domain-containing protein
Exons: 1
Coding region: 1-2724 (907 amino acids)
Biological process (GO): carbohydrate metabolic process
Molecular function (GO): hydrolase activity, hydrolyzing O-glycosyl compounds
Source: RefSeq, a predicted model, not a curated record